AUGGAUGUACAUAGAGAAGACAUUGAUAUCAGCAUAGACACGGACGAGGUUCUAAAUGUGGAAGAAGAGUAUUACCAGAAAGGGUUUCGUGAAGGACAGGAACAGUCUACUAGACAGCAGGAGAUGGAAGGAAAAGAAUACGGAUACCAGACUGGAUUUCAGCGUUUCUUGAUUGUGGGCUAUAUAGAUGGAUUGGUAGAGCACUGGAGUCGAAAUAUCCAAACCUAUGAAGCUUCAGCUCUGGUCGCUAAUCACUUGAAACAGUUAGAGGCUCUCAUCAAAGAUAUUCCUAUUACUAAUGGCGAUGAGGAAGUAGCACAUUAUGAAAAAUCUGUAGCUAAGGCCAGGAACAAGCUCAGAGUGAUAGCGACUUUGGUAAAGGAAACAUCCAAAAUCGCCAAGCUUGAUGAACUUAUCAAAGAGGUUGGUGGUCAGCUUCAAGUCAGUGAAAAUGUAGAUGAUAUGUGGUAA
This is a messenger RNA of Scheffersomyces stipitis CBS 6054, 471 nucleotides long. Its product is annotated as ribosome biosynthesis protein. NCBI's taxonomy places the organism in Eukaryota, Fungi, Ascomycota, Pichiomycetes, Serinales, Debaryomycetaceae. The transcript has a single exon. The coding region runs from base 1 to 471 and encodes 156 amino acids. The record is from RefSeq and is a predicted model, not a curated record.